This is a messenger RNA of Phanerochaete carnosa HHB-10118-sp, 1103 nucleotides long. RefSeq lists its product as uncharacterized. Gene Ontology annotation, cellular component: actin filament; cytoplasm. Gene Ontology annotation, molecular function: actin filament binding; actin monomer binding. The coding region runs from base 18 to 1058 and encodes 346 amino acids. The record is from RefSeq and is a predicted model, not a curated record. NCBI's taxonomy places the organism in Eukaryota, Fungi, Basidiomycota, Agaricomycetes, Polyporales, Phanerochaetaceae. The transcript is spliced from 6 exons. Gene Ontology annotation, biological process: barbed-end actin filament capping; actin filament depolymerization.
GUAUCGAUAACCUCCAAAUGUCUGCAACAAGCGGGAUUACAGUCUCACCAGAGCUCGCCGCAACUUUCAGCGACGCGCUCACUUCGCAGUCUGUCCGCUUCCUCAAGGUAUCUAUUCACAACGAAUCUCUCGUUGCCGAUCAAUCCGUGGCUCCAUCAGGGUCGCUCAGUGAUGACCUCGACAAGCUGGGCGAUAUACUGGAAGACGACAUCCCAGCGUAUGUCCUGGUGAGACUCGAUAGUCCACCGACAGAAUGGAUGGCGAUAUCCUAUGUGCCAGACGGUGCCAAAGUCCGGGAUAAAAUGCUGUACGCGUCCACCCGUAAUAAUCUCACCAAAGCACUGGGAUCUGCACCCUUUACGGACCAGAUGUUCGCGACUUCCAAGGCAGACAUCACAGCCGAUGCUUACGCCAGACAUUGUGCCUCUCUUGUCGCCCCGAAACCCAUGACACCUAGAGAAAGAGAAAUGGAAGAGAUUAAGAUGGCGGAAACCCGCAGCGCAGCCUACGACGGUAGCAGAGCUCGCAAGAGUCAUGUAGGAGGUAAGAUCGGCUUCCAGUGGUCCGAAGAAAGCGAACAAGCUGUGUCGGAGCUCGAAAGAGGCUGUGAGGGAAAGCUUGUAGUACUGAGUAUCGACCCAACCAACGAAACUCUGGUUGUGUCCUUACAGGUAAACACCUCUGCGGACGAAAUUGGUUCCUCUUUGCCAACCUCGGACCCAGCAUACGCGUUUUACGCUUGGCCCCAAUCCAAACGUCGAGAAAUCGUCUUCAUCUACUCGUGUCCGUCGGGUUCCCCGAUCAAACUCCGCAUGCUCUAUUCAUCCGGUAUGCUACUUGUGUACCACAACGCCAAAAAUCUCCUGGCGCCAACUCUCGCGACUCUCGUCACCCGCAAGGUGGAGACGUCCGAUCCUAAGGAAGUGAGCGAGCUCUUCCUGAAAUCCGUUGUGGGUCCAGAGCUUGGCAAUGAUGACAAUGCAAGCGGGAGUGCUACGCCUGUGCAUGAUGACCAGAAAGGCUUUGCACGGCCGAAGGGUCCAGCGAGGAGACGGUGAGGGUAGGCUUUCGGAGAAAGAAUCGACAAAAAAGCGUGUAUAAUU